Molecule: messenger RNA, 3882 nt
Organism: Blepharisma stoltei
Lineage: Eukaryota; Ciliophora; Heterotrichea; Heterotrichida; Blepharismidae
Source: the annotation of a GenBank genome assembly
AUGAAAAAUCGAAAUCGUCGCUUGCUUUUCCCUUCACCUAGCGUUUUGAACGGGGCUGAGCGAGAGCCUCAAGUGUCUGACUUCGAAACUCUCACAAAGAAAGCCAUAGGAGAGGGUGCUUUUGGUGAAGUCUAUAAGGUCCGUCACAAAGUUUCAAAAGAACUCUACGCAAUAAAAGUAGUUGGCAAGCAAAAAGUAGUCGCUGCAAACUUAUUACCGCAGCUAAGAAGAGAGAUAAGGAUCAUGUAUAGUUUGAAUCAUCCUCAUAUUAUCAAGCUUUAUAAUCACUUUGAAGACGACAAUAAUUUUUACCUUGUUUUAGAGUUGGCUGAAGGAGGAACCUUAUGGGGAAGACUUGCAAAAUUCAAAAGCUUUGACGAAGCAACUGCAGCUCAGUAUUUAAGGGAGCUGAUUUUAGCUUUGGAAUAUUUGCAUUCAAGAGAUCCACCAAUCAUUCAUAGAGACAUUAAGCCUGAAAACUUGUUGCUAGACAAAGAAGGCAGGGAUGGCAGAAUUAAAGUCGCUGAUUUCGGAUGGUCAAAUUUUUUCAAUGCAGAUAGGACAAGAAUGACCUAUUGUGGGACCUUGGAUUAUUUAGCUCCAGAAAUGAUUAAUCAGCAAGGCCAUACCACAAGUCUAGAUCUGUGAAACUUAGGUGUGCUAUUGUUUGAGCUUUUGACAGGAACUGCUCCUUUUCAAGCUCCGACACAAGCGGCGAUGUUUGAAAAGAUCUUAAAAGUAAGAAUCACUUUCCCCAAAAAUUUCCCACCUUUGGCGAAAGAUCUUAUUAUGAGGCUUUUGCGUGUGAAUCCUGCUGAAAGAAUUGCCUUGCAAGAUAUAUUAAAUCACCCAUGGAUGCAAACUCAUCAGCCUAUCCGCCCUACAAUAGUGCAAAAUGUCCAAAAAGAAGCUUUACCUUGUCCUUUAGAAGUAAAUGAUGAAACGACUGCAGAUAUCCCUAGUGAAGAUCCUAUAAAACCUUUUGAUGAAUCUGAAUUCAGGGUCUUAAGUAAGCCUAAAAAAGAAGAAGAAAAAAAAGAAGAAAAUCCUCCACCAGCUCCUCAAGCUGCAGAAAAUCCGACCCCAGCCCCAACACCUACAGCAUACACUCAACAAGUGUCUACUUUAGAAACUGAAUUAAAGCAGACCAGAGAAGAAAAUAAAAGAUAUAGAUCUCAGUUAGAAGAUAAAGAAGCUGAGCUAGAAAGAGUUAAAAAUCGAAUUCAAGAGCUAGAAGGGGUUCUAGCAAAGCUAGAUAAUGAUUGUGAAGAAAAAAGAAAAGCAGAAAAAAAUUUAAAGGACCAGCUAGCUGAAAAAAGUAAUAAAAUCGCUGAAUUAAAAGCCCUGCAAGAAGAUGAAAAUAAGUUAUAUCAAGAAUACGAAGCUUUAAGAGGAAAAUGCCUGGAAAAAGAGACAGAACUGUCUUUAUUGAAAACUGAAAUCGAAAACAUGGAAAAGCUAGCAAAAGAUAAAGCAGCCCAAGCAGAAUCCCUUGAAAAAGAAAUCGAAAGAGUAAAAGGCGAAAUUGACCAAACCAAGCAAAAAUAUUCAAAAUCCAAAUCAGAAAUGCAUGACCAGUUCUUAAAGCUAUCCACAGAAGUCGAUGUAUUACAAAAAGAGCUGCAAAGUAAAGAAAGAGACAGCUCAGUUGUAUCUUUGGAAGCUUUAUUAACAUUCACCCAAGAAAAUUUGGAAAUUUUAAAAAAAAGAAGCAGGCUGGAAAAUGAGUUGUUAAAACAAUACCAAGAUGCUAAUGAAAGACUAAUCCAAUUAGACAAUAAACAUACUGAAAUGAAGCUGCAGUAUGAAAACGAUCUAGCAGAACUAACUCCCCCCCCCCCCCUCCGUGAGUGAACAAAAAAAAUUUUGUUCACUCACGGAGGGGGGUUAUUUUUUUUUUUUUAAAACAAUUUAUAUAUAAAUUUUAUAAAAAAUAUUUUUUUUCGAAAUUUAAAAAAAUCCUAAUUCGCAAAAAUUGGAAGUAAAUAUUAAUUUAAUUUAUAAAAUUUAUGUUUUAAAAAGCAAUUUGUUUAAAAUUAAAUAGAAUUAGCUCUAGAUUUCAUUAUACUAAUUAUCAUUUAUAUAUCAAAAUUUUUUUCCAUAAGAAAUGUUUUCUAUUAAAAAAAUUUUUGUCAUUCACGGAGGGUGGGUUUUUGGUCAAAAAAUAGCGAUUUUUCUAAUGGUUUUGUUCACUCACGGAGGGGGGGGGGAGUAAGAAGAAAAGCUGAAAGCGAAAUCCGGGAGCUGGAGUCUUCCAUUGUAAAACCUGUUGAGCCUAACUCUGAUGCUGAUUUAGAAGUCUUGAAACAAAGACUUAAGGAUAGCUUGGAGAACCAAAAAAGAAAUAAAGCUAUGUAUGAUGAACUGCAGCAUUUACAAGCUAUGAUACAACAUUAUGAAAAAUCAUUAGCUUUUGCACAGAGACAGCUGCAAGAUUUGGAAUUUUUGAGAGAAAAUGCCUUAGAUUAAUUAAUCAUAAUUAUACUGAUCGAAAAGUCUACUGCAGUUCCUGAAGGGCAGCCUCCAAUGGUAAUGUUUCCCCGAUGAGAGCCUGCGCUCGCUAUCCGGUAGUAAGAUGAAAUUGUGUCACUAUGUCCCGCGCCAACAAAGUUGCCUACAAUGAAAAUUCAAAUGGUUGAAUAACUCGGUCAACUCUCUGCCAAAAUAGAAAUCCAAAGCCUAUGGUGUAACUCCUUGCUUUGCACUAGAAAUAGUCCCGAUUACCCAAGAAUCUCACUUCUGGAACUACUGGAGAUCCCUUUUCAACUCUCAGCUCAAUUCCUCUGACUCCCCCCCCUUUAAAUUGGAACUAAAAAUUUUGUUCCAAUUUAAAGGGGGGUUAAUUUUUUUUUUAAAAAAAAAUAUCAAUAUACAAUUUUUUAUAAAAAAUAUAAAAAAUUUAAAAAAAAAAAAUUCAAAAAUUUAUCGAAUUAGAUCAAUAAAUUUGUUUAAUAAAAUGCUAUUUACUCUUUAUCCUUUAAAACAAAGCAAGAUAUAACUAAAUUUUUAUUAUUAAUUAAAACGCCACUAUUAAUUGGUAUCAAAAUUAUAUUUACACAAAAAUUAUUAUUUUUAUUGAUAAAAAAAAUUAAAAAACAAAAAUUUUGGAAAAUUUAUCGAUCAAAGUGCUAAUUUUGUUUAAAUAAGAUGUUAUUUAUACUCUAUUCUUUAAAAUAAAGCAAGAAAUAAGUAAAUUUUGAAAUUUUAUAAAGAAUUCCUAUUGAAUUUAUAUCAAAACUAUCCAAAUAAAAAAUAUCAUUUUUAUCAACAAAAAAAAAAUUUUUUUGGAAAAUUUUAAAAAAAAAAAUUAAAUUUUUUUUAAAAUUUACCAAUUAAGGAUAAUAAAUUUAUUUAAAUAAGAUGCUCUUUAUGCUUUUUUCUUUAAAAAAGAGCAAGAUAUAAAUAAAUUUUUAAUUUUAGCUAAGAAGAAAUAUUUUAACUUAUAUCAAAACUUUUUAGGUAAAAAUUAUAUAUAAUUUUUUAUUAUAAAAUUAAAAUUUUGUUCCAAUUUAAAGGGGGUUAAUUUACCAAAAAAGUGGAAAUUUUACCGAUAUUUUGUUCCAAUUUAAACGGGGGGGAGUGAGACAAAAACCCUGAAUUUAAGUAAGUAUUCGAUCGACUACCCUGAUAUUGCGCUUCCCCAAAACAGAUAAAACUGACUGAGUCCCCAUUCCCGAACGGCAUCCUUCCUUCAAGUCUCUAAACCUCUAGAUAUGGGACCACUAUAGGAGUUAAGAGAGUAGGCUAAUUCGCCACACCAUUUCAACAUAUACAAGAGAAAACGACCAAAAACAAAUAAUCCAGCAAGAUACCCUACUUCAGAACUAUAAUCAAGAAAUUCAAGAAUAUCGGAAAAAGCUUCAAGAAGCAAGAUUAGUUUAA